Messenger RNA from Sciurus carolinensis (gray squirrel), 177 nucleotides. Its product is annotated as DNA-directed RNA polymerases I, II, and III subunit RPABC4-like. Gene Ontology annotation, molecular function: DNA-directed RNA polymerase activity; zinc ion binding; DNA binding. The record is from RefSeq and is a predicted model, not a curated record. Bases 1 to 177 code for a protein of 58 amino acids. Lineage: Eukaryota; Metazoa; Chordata; Mammalia; Rodentia; Sciuridae. Gene Ontology annotation, cellular component: RNA polymerase I complex; RNA polymerase II, core complex; RNA polymerase III complex. Gene Ontology annotation, biological process: DNA-templated transcription. The transcript has a single exon.
AUGGAUACCCAGAAGGACAUUCAACCCCCAAAGCAGCAACCAAUGAUAUAUAUCUGUGGAGAAUGUCACACAGAAAAUGAAAUAAAAUCUAGGGAUCCAAUCAGAUGCAGAGAAUGUAGAUACAGAAUAAUGUACAAGAAAAGAACCAAAAGCUUGGUGGUUUUCGACGCUCGAUGA